Solanum stenotomum is the source of this 1774-nucleotide messenger RNA. Its product is annotated as probable LRR receptor-like serine/threonine-protein kinase At3g47570. The transcript has 5 exons. NCBI's taxonomy places the organism in Eukaryota, Viridiplantae, Streptophyta, Magnoliopsida, Solanales, Solanaceae. Gene Ontology annotation, biological process: protein phosphorylation. The record is from RefSeq and is a predicted model, not a curated record. Bases 107 to 1612 code for a protein of 501 amino acids. Gene Ontology annotation, molecular function: ATP binding; protein kinase activity; protein binding.
UAAUUUGUCAUAUAAUCACAUUUCAGGUCCGAUACCAUCUAGCAUUGGCAACAUUACCUCUUUGAGAAAUAUUUAUCUAAAUUCAAAUAGGCUCACUAACAUACCCAUGAGUCUAUGGAGCCUCAAAGAUCUUUUGGUGCUUCAGUUGUCCAAUAAUUCUUUGGUCGGUUCUAUACCUCCCGAUUUUAGCAAGUUGAAUGCCAUAACAUACAUAGAUCUGUCCAGGAAUCACCUUUCAGGAAGUAUUCCCUCCACAAUUGGAGACCUGCAGAAUCUACUUUAUCUUUCUUUGGCUUAUAAUGAGUUACAUGGAUCUAUUCCGGAGUCACUCGGGAAAAUGAUAAGUUUGGAAUCGGCAAAUCUAUCCAAUAACAUUCUUUCAGGUACGAUUCCAAAAUCAUUAGAGUCACUUCGGUAUCUGAAGGAUUUCAAUGUAUCAGUCAAUAGAUUAGGAGGUGAAAUCCCAAGUAAAGGACCUUUUCUCAAUUUCACCUCUCAAUCUUUUAUGGGAAAUGAAGGGUUAUGCGGAGGUUUGCUUUUCCAACCUUGUAUGACUAGGGUUUUUCAUCAUUCAAGGAGAAGCAAACCGCUUCUGAUUAUACUUGUCUCACUGGGAGCUGCGGUAAUGGUACUUGGCUCAAUCGUUGGGUUUAUGUUAAGGAGACCUCGGAAUAGAAAUGUUCCAACUCAAACCGAACCCCUUUCUGCAACAACACUAGCCAGGAUUUCAUACAUUGAAAUUGAAAGGGCAACUCAAGGGUUCGACCAAUGCAACUUGCUAGGCUCUGGAGGUUUUGGCUCUGUUUACAAGGGCAUGUUUGCAAACGGGAUGACUUUGGCAAUCAAAGUGUUUAAUUUACAGGUUGAAGGUGCGUUAAAGAGUUUUGAUGCUGAAUGUGAAGUUUUACGCAACCUUCGUCAUAGAAAUCUUACCAAAGUUAUCAGCAGUUGUACUAACUUGGAUUUUAAAGCAUUGCUUCUUGAGUAUAUGCCCAAUGGAAGCCUAGAGCUGUGGUUACAUUCUGAUGAUCGCUUCUUGAAUAUGAUCCAAAGAUUAGACAUAAUGAUUGAUGUUGCAUUUGCUUUGGAAUAUCUCCAUCAUGGUUAUGAAACAGUCAUUGUACAUAGUGACCUGAAGCCUAGCAAUGUCUUGCUAGACGAAAAGUUGGUUGGACAUGUGAGUGACUUUGGCCUGACCAAGUUAUUAGGAGAAGGUGAAUCAAUUGUUCAUACUAAAACACUUGCUACAAUGGGCUACAUUGCACCAGAGUAUGGAUCAGUUGGAUUAGUUUCUAGAAGAUGUGAUGUGUACAGCUAUGGCAUUAUGCUCAUGGAAACUUUCACAAGGAAAAGGCCAUAUGAUGAAAUGUUUCAAGGAAAUUUGAACAUGAGGAGUUGGGUCUGUAAUUCACUACCUGUAGCACCAGAUGAUAUUAUCGAUGACACCUUAUUGCAACCUGAAGAGAUUGAUUUCAACAAAAAGUUGUGUUGUGUGACCUCUAUUUUGGAGUUGGCAUUGAAUUGCACAGCUGAAUCUCCUAAUGAGAGGCUCAACAUGAAAGAUGUCCUGGCAAAUAUCAAGAAGAUCAAGCAUGAAUUUCUAUGCAGAUGAUGUAACAAGGUUUAUGCAAUGGUAGUGCCGCCUUUUAUGCCUGUCGUUGGCAAAUUUGGGUGACACCAAUUGAGUUGUCAACAAAGAUUUGGUCUGAGAUUCGGACUUCUCUUAUUUCUUGUGCCUUCCUCUUGUGCAUGUUUCAAGUUUGAGUAUGUUUAU